Pimephales promelas (fathead minnow) is the source of this 4894-nucleotide messenger RNA. NCBI's taxonomy places the organism in Eukaryota, Metazoa, Chordata, Actinopteri, Cypriniformes, Leuciscidae. The record is from RefSeq and is a predicted model, not a curated record.
UCGUGUGUGCCGCCUGUUUUCAUGAAUGAAACAUUCAGUAUUCAGUUCUGUGGCUUCUCUGUCAUGUGUCUCUAUAACAGCAAAGCCAGGAGAAUGUCCAAGCAAAAAGUUUGGUGCAGGAACGUGUGCCAAGUUGUGUAACUAUGACAGUGACUGUCCGAACAAUGAGAAAUGCUGCAGCAAUGGAUGUGGACAUCAGUGCAUGGCUCCAUUUGCAGUGAAGCCUGUACCCGAACCGCCAAAGCCUCCAGUGAAGCCUGAAGGUGAACAACAGAAGCCUGCAGUGAGGCCUGCAGCCGAACCACCGAAGCCCUCCGACGAACUGCCCGAGCCUUCCGACGAGCUACCGGAGCAUUCCGACGAAUUACCGGACUCUUCCGACGAGUUACCGGAGCCUUCCGAUGAGCUGCCUGCUGCCGAACCCGGAAGGCCUCCUGUGAAGCCUGCAGCUGAACCCGGAAAGCCUCCAGUGAAGCCUGUAGCCGAACCACCAAGGCCUUCCGACGAGCAGCCCGAGCCUUCGGACGAACUGCCCGAGCCCUCCGAACUACCGGAGCCUUCUGACGAACUGCCCGAGCCCCCUGCAGCCGAACCCGGACGGCCUCCUGUGAAGCCUGCAGCCGAACCCGGACGGCCUCCUGUGAAGCCUGCAGCCGAACCCGGAAGGCCUCCUGUGAAGCCUGCAGCCGAACCCGGAAGGCCUCCUGUGAAGCAUGCCGAACCCGCAAAGCCUCCAGUGUGUGCCGAAAACUGUCAAAGUCACCCUUCUGGCCAAUGUCCUGGCCAUAAAUGCAGAAACAGGGUUUUCCUUUGUAGUUUUGUGGACCUCACUGUCCGCCUCUGCCGAUUCACUAAUUCAGUGCAUCUUCCAGCAGAGUUGAUUGUGAGAUCGCAGGUCGAGAGGAUGACAGCUCAAGUGUGCUGCUUGUUUAGUGUGGUUUUAUUGUGUUUGUCUGCUUGUUUGAGUACAACACACGCUGGAGUCUUAGUGUCCGGUCAGUGUCCGGCUACGCUGACUGUCGUGCCGUCCCGUCGAGGAUGCACUUCUGAUCGAGACUGCUCUGGAGGACACAAAUGCUGUCAAUUUCACUGUGGGCGCUCGUGUGUGCCGCCUGUUUUCACAAAGCCAGGAGAAUGUCCAAGCAAAAAGUUUGGUGCAGGAACGUGUGCCAAGUUGUGUUACUAUGACAGUGACUGUCCGAACAAUGAGAAAUGCUGCAGCAAUGGAUGUGGACAUCAGUGCAUGGCUCCAUUUGCAGUGAGGCCUGCAGCCGAACCACCGAAGCCCUCCGACGAACUGCCCGAGCCUUCCGACGAGCUACCGGAGCCUUCCGACGAAUUACCGGAGUCUUCCGACGAGUUACCGGAGCCUUCCGAUGAGCUGCCUGCUGCCGAACCCGGAAGGCCUCCUGUGAAGCCUGCAGCUGAACCCGGAAAGCCUCCAGUGAAGCCUGUAGCCGAACCACCAAGGCCUUCCGACGAGCAGCCCGAGCCUUCGGACGAACUGCCCGAGCCCUCCGAACUACCGGAGCCUUCUGACGAACUGCCCGAGCCCCCUGCAGCCGAACCCGGACGGCCUCCUGUGAAGCCUGCAGCCGAACCCGGACGGCCUCCUGUGAAGCCUGCAGCCGAACCCGGACGGCCUCCUGUGAAGCCUGCAGCCGAACCCGGAAGGCCUCCUGUGAAGCCUGCAGCCGAACCCGGAAGGCCUCCUGUGAAGCCUGCAGCCGAACCCGGAAGGCCUCCUGUGAAGCCUGCAGCCGAACCCGGAAAGCCUCCAGUGAAGCCUGUAGCCGAACCACCAAGGCCUUCCGACGAGCAGCCCGAGCCUUCGGACGAACUGCCCGAGCCCUCCGAACUACCGGAGCCUUCUGACGAACUGCCCGAGCCCCCUGCAGCCGAACCCGGAAGGCCUCCUGUGAAGCCUGCAGCCGAACCCGGACGGCCUCCUGUGAAGCCUGCAGCCGAACCCGGACGGCCUCCUGUGAAGCCUGCAGCCGAACCCGGAAGGCCUCCUGUGAAGCCUGCAGCCGAACCCGGAAGGCCUCCUGUGAAGCCUGCAGCCGAAUGUCCGGCUACGCUGACUGUCGUGCCGUCCCGUCGAGGAUGCACUUCUGAUCGAGACUGCUCUGGAGGACACAAAUGCUGUCAAUUUCACUGUGGGCGCUCGUGUGUGCCGCCUGUUUUCACAAAGCCAGGAGAAUGUCCAAGCAAAAAGUUUGGUGCAGGAACGUGUGCCAAGUUGUGUUACUAUGACAGUGACUGUCCGAACAAUGAGAAAUGCUGCAGCAAUGGAUGUGGACAUCAGUGCAUGGCUCCAUUUGCAGUGAGGCCUGCAGCCGAACCACCGAAGCCCUCCGACGAACUGCCCGAGCCUUCCGACGAGCUACCGGAGCCUUCCGACGAAUUACCGGAGUCUUCCGACGAGUUACCGGAGCCUUCCGAUGAGCUGCCUGCUGCCGAACCCGGAAGGCCUCCUGUGAAGCCUGCAGCUGAACCCGGAAAGCCUCCAGUGAAGCCUGUAGCCGAACCACCAAGGCCUUCCGACGAGCAGCCCGAGCCUUCGGACGAACUGCCCGAGCCCUCCGAACUACCGGAGCCUUCUGACGAACUGCCCGAGCCCCCUGCAGCCGAACCCGGACGAUGCAGAAACAGGGUUUUCCUUUGUAGUUUUGUGGACCUCACUGUCCGCCUCUGCCGAUUCACUAAUUCAGUGCAUCUUCCAGCAGAGUUGAUUGUGAGAUCGCAGGUCGAGAGGAUGACAGCUCAAGUGUGCUGCUUGUUUAGUGUGGUUUUAUUGUGUUUGUCUGCUUGUUUGAGUACAACACACGCUGGAGUCUUAGUGUCCGGUCAGUGUCCGGCUACGCUGACUGUCGUGCCGUCCCGUCGAGGAUGCACUUCUGAUCGAGACUGCUCUGGAGGACACAAAUGCUGUCAAUUUCACUGUGGGCGCUCGUGUGUGCCGCCUGUUUUCACAAAGCCAGGAGAAUGUCCAAGCAAAAAGUUUGGUGCAGGAACGUGUGCCAAGUUGUGUUACUAUGACAGUGACUGUCCGAACAAUGAGAAAUGCUGCAGCAAUGGAUGUGGACAUCAGUGCAUGGCUCCAUUUGCAGUGAGGCCUGCAGCCGAACCACCGAAGCCCUCCGACGAACUGCCCGAGCCUUCCGACGAGCUACCGGAGCCUUCCGACGAAUUACCGGAGUCUUCCGACGAGUUACCGGAGCCUUCCGAUGAGCUGCCUGCUGCCGAACCCGGAAGGCCUCCUGUGAAGCCUGCAGCUGAACCCGGAAAGCCUCCAGUGAAGCCUGUAGCCGAACCACCAAGGCCUUCCGACGAGCAGCCCGAGCCUUCGGACGAACUGCCCGAGCCCUCCGAACUACCGGAGCCUUCUGACGAACUGCCCGAGCCCCCUGCAGCCGAACCCGGACGGCCUCCUGUGAAGCCUGCAGCCGAACCCGGACGGCCUCCUGUGAAGCCUGCAGCCGAACCCGGACGGCCUCCUGUGAAGCCUGCAGCCGAACCCGGAAGGCCUCCUGUGAAGCCUGCAGCCUUUUGUGGACCUCACUGUCCGCUCUGCCGAUUCACUAAUUCAGUGCAUCUUCCAGCAGAGUUGAUUGUGAGAUCGCAGGUCGAGAGGAUGACAGCUCAAGUGUGCUGCUUGUUUAGUGUGGUUUUAUUGUGUUUGUCUGCUUGUUUGAGUACAACACACGCUGGAGUCUUAGUGUCCGGUCAGUGUCCGGCUACGCUGACUGUCGUGCCGUCCCGUCGAGGAUGCACUUCUGAUCGAGACUGCUCUGGAGGACACAAAUGCUGUCAAUUUCACUGUGGGCGCUCGUGUGUGCCGCCUGUUUUCACAAAGCCAGGAGAAUGUCCAAGCAAAAAGUUUGGUGCAGGAACGUGUGCCAAGUUGUGUUACUAUGACAGUGACUGUCCGAACAAUGAGAAAUGCUGCAGCAAUGGAUGUGGACAUCAGUGCAUGGCUCCAUUUGCAGUGAGGCCUGCAGCCGAACCACCGAAGCCCUCCGACGAACUGCCCGAGCCUUCCGACGAGCUACCGGAGCCUUCCGACGAAUUACCGGAGUCUUCCGACGAGUUACCGGAGCCUUCCGAUGAGCUGCCUGCUGCCGAACCCGGAAGGCCUCCUGUGAAGCCUGCAGCCGAACCCGGAAGGCCUCCUGUGAAGCCUGCAGCCGAACCAGGAAGGCCUCCGACGAGCAGCCCGAGCCUUCGGACGAACUGCCCGAGCCCUCCGAACUACCGGAGCCUUCUGACGAACUGCCCGAGCCCCUGCAGCCGAACCCGGACGUGUCCGGCUACGCUGACUGUCGUGCCGUCCCGUCGAGGAUGCACUUCUGAUCGAGACUGCUCUGGAGGACACAAAUGCUGUCAAUUUCACUGUGGGCGCUCGUGUGUGCCGCCUGUUUUCACAAAGCCAGGAGAAUGUCCAAGCAAAAAGUUUGGUGCAGGAACGUGUGCCAAGUUGUGUUACUAUGACAGUGACUGUCCGAACAAUGAGAAAUGCUGCAGCAAUGGAUGUGGACAUCAGUGCAUGGCUCCAUUUGCAGUGAGGCCUGCAGCCGAACCACCGAAGCCCUCCGACGAACUGCCCGAGCCUUCCGACGAGCUACCGGAGCCUUCCGACGAAUUACCGGAGUCUUCCGACGAGUUACCGGAGCCUUCCGAUGAGCUGCCUGCUGCCGAACCCGGAAGGCCUCCUGUGAAGCCUGCAGCUGAACCCGGAAAGCCUCCAGUGAAGCCUGUAGCCGAACCACCAAGGCCUUCCGACGAGCAGCCCGAGCCUUCGGACGAACUGCCCGAGCCCUCCGAACUACCGGAGCCUUCUGACGAACUGCCCGAGCCCCCUGACAGCGGGAUGUUCGGGGAAGAGUUAUAG